Messenger RNA from Daphnia pulicaria, 2336 nucleotides. RefSeq lists its product as uncharacterized. The record is from RefSeq and is a predicted model, not a curated record. The transcript is spliced from 7 exons. The coding region runs from base 145 to 2118 and encodes 657 amino acids. NCBI's taxonomy places the organism in Eukaryota, Metazoa, Arthropoda, Branchiopoda, Diplostraca, Daphniidae.
GUCGAAAUUGCCUUUUUGGAUUUGGAAAUCGUAUCAUAUGGUCGACGAGUUUGAAAGCCGGGGUGUGCUUGUUUAUUUAACGUUUGAUGGAUUAUUUUCACGAUCAGUGAAUUUCUAGUUUUUUUUUUCUUUGAGCUGAAAAUAAUGGCAAAUGCCCCAGUCAUUGUGAUCGAAGACAAUCCUUCAAACUUUUUAGAAUAUCGUUUACGAGGUCGGCCUUCUGUGAUUUCCUUUGAAGAGUUGAAUUUGGGGCAUUCUUCUCUUCGUAAAAUCGCGCCUUACGCACUGAAGAUCAGGCAAACUGCACUCAUACCAACCCAACAGUUUUUCAGUUAUGCUGCAGUUGUGGCAACUAUCGAUGAAACUAGUUUAGCUUGCAUCAUUUUUGACUUGGUGAAUGCUGAUGAAAUAAUUGCUUACGCUGGGCAUUUCGUCACCCAAAAAAAUUUCCUAUUUGAUCCUGUUUUGAGAGAACCAGUUAUUUCAGAUUUUUCACUGUUGGACAGCAAACCAUAUCAAAGUCACUUGACGCUUUUUGGAACGGCUAAUUCAAAUCUGGUGCUGUUUCCAGAUUACUUUGUUCACGGGGUUAGUGAGCCUUAUCAAGAGCUGGUAACAAAAUCUCAGGAUAUGUUGAUGUCUACAUUACAGCAGCAAAACAAUGUUGUUUCAAUGCCAAAUGAAAGCAAUCGGGUUGUAUAUUUGCUGCGAGAACCACUGACAACAAGUUUCUACCAUGAAACAGCAUUGCCAAUCAGUAACAAGAGUUUGGAGAGGAUAACCAAAAAAAUUCAGCCCAUGGGAUCAGUCAAAGUAGUCUACGGUGAACUGGGAUCUUUCCAUUCUCAUUCUUACUGCCAACCCAAGGCCACCGAAGAUGCUACCAAUUUCAACGCAGUUGACGAAAUCGAUGGCCGAACCACUUAUUACUCUGCAUACGAAGAGCCAGGGCUCAUGCCAUUUUACUACACGAGUUACCUGCUGGGCAGCUUGCGAGAUCGUCAUGUUGUCGGUGUACUAGAAGAGGAUAACUUCUUCAUCAUGGCCACCAAGCGAGUCUACAAAAGAAACUCGCCCGCAGUUCCAAUCAGCCCCGAGAGUCUGGAGGGAUCGGAAGUUGUUAAAAAGAUCCACCUGCCUUCCACCCUGUCCCUGUCUCAGGUGGUGACCAUGUUGGAGCUGCGCCAAAUCCUUCGCCACCCUUUCAUGUUCCCUGACGAAAUUGAAGCCAUCACUAAAUCAUUUGGAUUUGACGAGAGUAAUAAGAUGCCUGCCAUCCCCAGCAGCACUUUUUUCCAUCAGAUAGGCCCUAAGACGAUGAUUGAGCGAAUUCGAAAGACUUGGCUCAUCGACAUGCUGGACGUUCAUUACACCCAGUUGUUCCAGAAUUCCGUCUGCGAAUACGGGGAAACUCCCAUCGAUUCCAAUAAUCCUACGCUAUUUUGUUUAGACAUUGCUCGGCUGUGGAUUAAAGAAUUGCUGAGAGUCAUCCAUGAAGACAAACCGCCAAAAGAUGACCGCAAGUUGAGUAAUUUCUUCCGGAUGACCAUCGCUGAAUUUGUCCAGUCUUACCUGGCCAGUUUUGGCCUUUCGCCGGAAUUUGCCAUCACUUGCCAUCACCUCGGAACGGACGGCAUUCCGUCAUCCGUCUGCCAAAUGUCCGUCUCCGCCAGAGACAUUGCAAAGCACGUCCAAAUGUACCACACGACUCCGCUGUUGGUGUGCGAUCAUUUCAGACCUUUUUCGCUGUCCUUCACGUCGAAAUUCGUCUCGCUGACCAACCAGACGGACGUGUCGCCGCUGGAGAUGUGCAAGUCCACGGUGGCCGAUUUCCGCGGCUUGGCUUAUUUGGAAGUCCUUCGGCAGGUGGAUGGAUUGACAACCUGUUCAUCACCUCCACCCACCCCUCCGCCACUGCCUUGUCCCGUCAUGCCGGACUGUGUCAAGAAAAACCGGAAGAGCAAAAAGCGCAGGAGACGUUCAGUGCAAGAGAAAAUUUUCUACAAGGUGAUGAGAGAGCAACGCAAAGAAAAUUCAAUGGCCGCCAUGGAAAGCGACACGCCCGUUUCACCAAGAGUGACCCGUUCGUGCGUGAGGCUCAUCUCCCGCGACGUGUAACAACAACAAAAAUUUGAACCUGACCUUUAAUUAUAAAAUGGAAUAAUUUUGAUUUGCUCAUUAACUUUUGGCAAUUUUGUUCAUUUUGUCUUGUUCCUGCAUUUUCACUCGCGGCGAUUGAUCUCGUCGCAGUGAAUGUUUCCCCACCCCCUUUAAUAUGGAGAGUGCCUUUUGUAUUUCGAUGUUUAAAAAAUAAAAGAUUGAGAAAUGUCUGUAAA